AUGUUAGAUCCAUCAGACAACAGUAAUGGUGGUAAUAAUAAUAAUAAUAAUACUAAUAAUAAUAAUAGUAUUAAUAAUUACAAUGAUAACGCAGAUAAUAAUUUUUCAAACCAAACUUUGACUGAUUUAACCGAUUAUUACGCAAAUACACCCGGUGCAAAUUUAAACAAUAGUCAAUUAAUGUUAAAUGCUAUUAAUUACUCAAUGGAUGAAAAUGAGUUAAAUCAUAAUAAUAACUUAUAUAAUGAACCUUUGAGUGGUACUCAAGAUGACUUUAAUCCUCCUCUACAAUCAUUCAAUUACAAUCAAUCGGUAAAUGUUAAUUUAGGUUCUACGUCACUCCCUGCUAAUAACAACAAUUAUUAUCUGCUGCUGAAUUAUUAUACAAAUAAUAAUGCUGGUCAUAAUAUUAGUCAACCUUAUUAUAAUUCAUAUAACGCUCCAAAUAAUCAACAAUUUGUAAUACCGAAUAAUUCAUCAACUUCAUCCUCCUUAUAUUCAUUUGCACCAAAUCAACACCAACCGUCAAAUCAAAUUUUUGAAUUUGACAAUACACCAACCCAAUCUUCAUUUAAUGAUCCAAAUUUAUAUUCUACUUCAAAUUCAUUCAAUUCAUUUUUUAAUUCGACUCCGACAUCAUUAACUUUCCAAGAAAAUAACACCAACACCAACACCAACCCCAACACCAACCCCAACACCAACCCCAACACCAACAUUAACACUUAUACAUCACCACAAUUUCAAGAAUCAAUUCCAAUUCAAGAAUCAAUUCCACAUCAAGAAUCAAUUCCACAACAACAAAAUACUCAACCUAUUCAAUAUGAUCAACCUCCUAUACUUCAUCAAAAUUCAAUUUUACCAAAUCAAACACAAUCGUCACCUGAUUUAACUAGCCAACCAUUACCUACUUUUUCAACAAUAAAGAAAGAAGAAGUAACUAAAUCAAAUUCAAAGAAACAACCAAAAAAAGAAGUGGAACAUGAAUCUGAUUCUGAUUCAGAUGUUGAUGAUCUUUCAAAAUUUACUUUACAACAUUUGAAAAAACGUUAUUGUGUUGUAAGAGGUGUGUCAGCAGGCGGUUGUACUACAAGACCUCCAAAAGAAUCUAUAGAUUCUGACUCAGUCUAUUUACCUGUUGAAUUAAAUGUUCAUGGUGCUAGUGUUAAAGAUAUCUGUUUACCUAAAUGGAAUCAACUGGAAAAAAUUGAUAGACGAAGAAUUGUUCGUAUUGAACGUAUUCAACAAGGUCCAAAAUUGGUUUCUGUUUUUUCAAUAGUAGGAAGUGCAAAUGAAAAUCCAAUUACUUUACCACCAACAUCACCUAAUAUAGAUGUAAUAGAAGUUUCAUGUUUGGAAUGUGAUGUUAGAACAGAUGAAGGAGAUGAUAUGGAUUCACAAUCAUCAGAAGAUGAAUCUGGUCUAAAUAGUAAAUCACCAAAAAGUAAACAUUUUAUUAAAAAUGAUGUAGAUGGUCAAUCUUACCAAUAUUAUAUUACAUCAGUUGAAGUUGUUGAAAUUGUGGAAUUAUUAAUUGGAAAUCAAACUAAAGAUGCAAUCCAAAAACGAAGAGAACGAGGUAGAGUUAGAUCUAAUUUAGUACCAUUUUGGAGUAAAAAACCAAUAAGCUCAAGAAUGAGUGAUACAUCAACAACUAAUAGUACAAAUUCAUCAUCAAAUUCAUUAUUAUCAUCAUCUUCAUCGGUAAAUACCACCAUUAAUGGUUCUUCAAAUCAUGAUUUUAGAAUGGAAUUAGCUAAAAGAAUUAUGGGUUACGAAAUUAGAAAGCCGAGAGGAUUUGAUAAAGAAGUUAGAAUAUUGAGGUGGGAUAAAUUAGUACCUGCUUUGAAAAGAGCUUUACAAAGUUAUUAUACUGAAAUACCACAAGCUGAUGCACAUUUACAAUUUUAA
Molecule: messenger RNA, 1908 nt
Organism: Insectozyma verbasci
Lineage: Eukaryota; Fungi; Ascomycota; Pichiomycetes; Serinales; Debaryomycetaceae
Source: the annotation of a GenBank genome assembly